Pyrenophora tritici-repentis Pt-1C-BFP is the source of this 2001-nucleotide messenger RNA. RefSeq lists its product as uncharacterized. The record is from RefSeq and is a predicted model, not a curated record. Lineage: Eukaryota; Fungi; Ascomycota; Dothideomycetes; Pleosporales; Pleosporaceae.
AUGUACGCAGUGUGUGCAACGUCAUGGCUACUCUACUGGGUCUUCAGCGCUUGUUGCUGGCCUACACUCUUCAUUGCCUGCCUCUUCCAAUUUGAGGCACCUGCUGCACUCGCACGCCGUACUCUGCGGAAGACGUUCCUGCGAGACCUGCACUUCAUCAACGACCAAAUCGCCUUCUUUGAUCUUCCGGCUCUGGAAAUCGACACUGAAGUUAAAGGGCUGUUCGUUAUACGUGGCGUCACAUUGUCCAUCUCGACCAUGACACUCGUAGCUCAUGGCGUCGAGGCCGGCAUCAAGCUUUCGGAUGACAUUGAGCUCGGUAUCCAAGUUGAUAGAGUUACCGUACCCUUAUUCCGAGAAAUUACCGUGGACGAUGUGUACGCCAAUGUCAAAGGUGGCGAAUGGGAAGUCACCUUCGGCGAUGUCGCGUAUGGGAUUCCGGAACCAGAUGACGAUGAUUCAGUCGUGGUCACCAAUACGGCCAUUCUCAGAGCCGCAACACAGAAGGGUGGGAUGAGCGGGCGACCCGCUGACCUUGUCAGAAAUCUUACGGCAGGCAAGAAGCCUACUGAAGCUGAAGAUGCCGCGUCCGCAUUCUCAUCAGUGAAAAAGGUUGCACCGGAUGAAGAGCAAGCGCACACGAAAUACAAAGAGCUCCUCGACUAUAUUAACAGUACGAGUGCGAUUACAAAAGCGAAAAAGCAGCUGAUAGAGGCAUCGAGAGCACGCAACGAAGCAUCGACUGACGAAGAUAGGGAUAGAGAGGGCAGAGAUGGGAGGGAAAGCAGAAGGCGAAUCAAGGAACACGCUGGAGUUCGCCUGGAUAUUGACAACAUGGAUGACUUUCGAGCCGCAAUCUGUACCCAAAUCCAUGGAGAGCCUUCGAUACCCCACCCGCCUUCAAAGUCAAUCAGAGUUUCGACGCUUCGCAAGACAUCAUAUCCAAACGUGAAGAAGUUCCUGCAUCGGCUGCCAUUUCUCUAUCGACUUAUGCUCAGCCCCAUUUGUUAUUUCCAUCCGGUCAAAUUCAAGUCCAUCACAGCGGCUGGCUCAGGAAAAUGGUUCACUGCUCUGAUGCAGCAGUACUUCUUCAAACACUACUCAUCGCAAGAUGCAGAAAUUCGCAGGCUCGAGGCGCGAAUAUCGGCCUGGUGUGCGGAUGCCAACUUUGCUGUGGAAUUUGGACAGAUGCAAAGCGAGGCUCAUUUCCCUAUUAAUACCAACUACAGCAUCCAAACGCACUUAAAGAUUUCCGAUGUCAUGGCCUACAGAGUCCUCCCGGAUGCUGUCGAACUCAAGCAGGUGGUCCGACUGGGAGGAGCGGAUGCUGUGCUUACCAUACCAAUGUUCCUGUUUCCUCAUCACGAGCACAUAUUCCCAGCCAAAUACAGUGACUUUGAGCUGCUUGAAAUGGAAUCGGAAAUCAACGAAGCUGAUCCUACGCCAAAGCAAGUUCAGUCGAAGAAAGAACUGGAAAGGCUCAAGAAGGACGAGGCGUGUAUGCAUGUCAGCGCACACGCGCACUUGCCAGCUCAGUUUCACCAGGAUCUGCUCAACUUUGUGGCCGCGAUUGUCAAAGCUACCAAAGUCAUUGAGUCAGACAGAGAUUUCGAAGAAGCAAAAGUGCUGCGCGAGCUGAAGCGUGUCAGCACCAACAUGUCCGACAGCGAAGCGAGCAGCCUUGCAUCAGUCAAUACCAACAACACUGAAACUUCACAGACGACGGUGAACGGCAACGAGGACAAGAGUUUCAAGGCUUUUCUCAAGAAGGUCGACACGGGAUUCAAGGAAGCCUCUAACAAGACCAUGGUGGGCAUGCGCAAAGCUGGUCAGAACACGGUGCAUGCAAUGGCCAAUGAUCGCUGGAUCGCGCGGCUGGUGGGUAAAGUGACUAGGAAGUUGGAAAAGGCACAAGGCGAAGUGGGAUACAGUAUAGACGUACCUAUCGCUCUGGCCAAAUACCGUGAGCGACAUGAAUUGGAACAGAAGCUUCUGCCAUAG